UGUACCUUCUGCGUGAGUCAGUUCACCAUGUAAACAAAAGUAGUUGACACACUGAAACUAGCUAACGUUAGCUACUAAGGCGCAAAACAUGCAAAUAACUUUAAUGUCGUGCUUAUUGCACUUGCGACCACUUAUAAUAAGUUUGUGUAACGUUAGUAAACCACGCAAUUUAACUGGCGUUGUGGAUGCUUAUUUUGGUUAUUAGCGAGUAACGUUAAUGCUGCCACAGAGGUUGCUAGGUUAGUUAACUUAGCUGGAAGCUAACUUUGAUAACGUUUAAGUUAUUUCAGUUAACUACAGGGCUUGUAAACCACUGCCAGUAUCACUUCCAACCACAUGGAGGCUUCUUUGGGAUCUCCUGACCUAAGCUCUGUCCUGUCAUCAUGUGAGCCAGAACUUCAGGAGCUAAUGAGACAGAUCGACAUUAUGAUCAAUCAUCAGAAGAAGGAGUGGGAGGCUGAGAUUCACGCCAAGGAGCUCAGACUGAAAAGUGGGGAAGAGGAGCUGUUGACAUCCAGGAAUCUCAUUGAACGGAGGGACUUGGAGAUCGGAUUGCUCAGCAAGCAGGUGGAAGACGUCCAGCACGGCAGACAAGAAGUAGUUACAAAGUACGAGCAGCAACUGCAGAAAGUCCGGGAAGAGUUGGAUAAAUUAAAGAGAAGCUAUCUCAAGCUUCAGCGGAAACAUCUCAAGGAGACAAGUGGAGGAACAAAGACUAAAGAGACAAAUAGUUCAGAAGUGAUCCAACUCAAUGAAAAGAUUGAGGAAUAUCAGCAGCGCUCUGCAGAGUGGCAGCAGCAGCACAUCCAGUACCAGAAACAACUAACAUCACUGGAGGCCCAAAACAAGAACUUGACUGAUGAGCUCACACACAUGAAAUCCCAGUGGACACUGUGGCAAAAGGAGAGGCAGCACAGGGAGUGCUGUGUAGAGGUUCAACAUCUGCGCACACAGCUGGACAAGGCUCAGGGCAGCCUGCACUCACAGGAGCUGGAACUAGAACGACUCCGACCGCUGGAGGUGUGGCUGGGACAGAACCAGAGGGAGCAGCAGGGCAGCAGAACGAUCCUCUCAGAGGAAAGGGAGGAACCCCACGCCACACCCGACUCCCAGGAUGCAUCUCGAAGAACCAGUCACGAAUGCCAGAGACUUUGUAAUGAAGCUGCCAGACUCAACCAAUCACUGCAGGCUAAAGAUCAAGUCAUCCGCUCUCUGGAGGACUGUCUGGCAGCUCAGGGCUGUGCUGGAGUGGAAACCCUCCGACAAGAUCUGGAGAAGACUGCCACCAAGCUUUACUGUGCCGAAGCAUGUGAGGCUCAUCUCAAGACUGAGCUGGCAUGUCUCAAAGAGAGACUGGAGAAGUCGAGUCGACAGAAAACAGAAUAUGAUUCCUCUGUUGCUGAAAUGAAAAAGCUCAGAGAAGAGCUUCAGAGGGCCAGGCAGACUCACAGUGGGGAGGUGGAGGGAAUGAGGAAGGAGGUGUCAAAGCUGACCUCUGAGCUGCACCAACGGGACGUCGCCAUCGCCGCACUGAAAGCAUCCGCGUCCAGCGUGAAGCAGCCGCUCCGUGGUGAGGCGGAGAAAGCAGAACAGAAGGCAGCUGAGCAUAAAAGGGGAGAUUCCUCAGUGCUCGGCGAUGCCAUGACGGUCCAGGACAGCAAUGCAGAUAACAGACAUCACAAAGGCAGGGAGGAGGUACUGGAGAACGGCACUCGCUACGAAGGGGAGAUCCAGGACCUCUUCAAACAGCUGCACACUCUGUCCCAAUCCUCUGGACAGCAGUCCUGUAGCCAGACCCAAGACAGCAGGCCUCAUUCAUCAGCAUCCUCCUCCUCCUCCAGUACGAGACUCACAAGGAGAAACUCGCUACCAACUGACUCUGCUGCUGAGGGACAAAGCUCCAGCUCUGAAGACUCUCUGGCCUUAGUGUCCAGAGAAAAAAUCAUCCCCUCUCCCUCGACAAUGGAGACUCUGUUGGCGUCACCUGCAGACGGCAUGGUGUCCCGUUUCCUGGAGGAAGAGAGCUUUCUGGCCAAGGAGCUGGUCCACAAACUGGACUCCCACAUCCAGGGUAUGACAGACAGCAACACCAAGAUACUGUCCAAGUACCUUCCAAGCAGCUGAGGGCCAGUAUGGUUAGUGAUGAGCAAGGUGGGAUAAAUCUGAAAACAAGUGCCUUGCACAGCAGUGCUGAAGACUACAUUCUUGUACAUUAUUCGAUCAUACGUAGUGUAGGGUUACAUUUUGGUGUGUGCAUCAUCGACUGGACUUUAGAGACAUCUUUUCUUACUUUUACAGUUUGCACAAUGAAGUUCCGUAUGGCAACACAGAGCUUUGAGUUUUCCCAAGUGUUCAUAAUAACUGUUAAAAGGAGAGUAAGUGAAUUUGUAAUUCAAAAUUCCCAGUGAGCUAUCAGGCUGCACAGUGCUGUGGCCUCACACAACCUGGCCCGCUCCAUCCCCACAGUGAGGCCGUGUUGUAUGAGGUUGCACAUAUGACUUAGCAGUAGUCUUGCAUAGCCGACUAGCUUAUGUGGCCUCUGACAUUUUUCUCAUUCUGUUUAUCAUGUAUUUAUUUAUCUGUAGCGGCAGUUUUCAUGUCUUUUCCAGAGAGGUUUGAGUACAAAGGCUGUCUGAUUAAAUGCUUUGCAUCCCCACACAUCUUUGCAGUGCUGCAAAGAUGACCGCUCACAAACAUUUCCUUUGCCUUCAUAAGAAGUAACCAGGACUCAAUAGUCUGUAUUUUUUAGUCCAAAAGACAAAGGAAACACAAGAUCAUUUUUACCAUGACUUCAACCUGUUCAAAUGUUUCAUUAUUUUUUAUUUUUUUAUUAAACUUUAUUUUUUUCCAACUUUUGUGCAAACAGAAUACAGACAGUACCGCAGCAAUAAAUAUUUACUCCAAUGUAGUAUACAAUUGUGAAAAAACAUCAACAACAUGGAAUUGCAUAAGAUACAUCCAAGUUACACAGGUACAAUAUACUAUACUUUAUAGCUUCCUAGUUAAGCUUAUUAAUAAUGGAAAAAAUACAGAAAAACAAAAUAAACUGACGAAAAUAUACUCAAAAAUCAAUCAAACAAACAAAUUUAAGUCGGGGUACGAGCAGGCAAUCGGAGACUGUAACUGUAUUCUCAUUGUUUUCCCUCAAAUGUUUCAUUAUUGACCUUAUUUCCCAGCCCCAUGAUACCUUGCAGGAAUUAUGGGUGCAACUUCUGGCUGGAGUGGAAGCAGCGUCUUCCACGGAAACAUAACAGUGAACUAAUCCCCUUUCAUAGAUCGAUUGGGAAAUAAAAACAUGUGGAAACACCACUUGCUUCACCUCAAAUGGGAUAAUGUGAUCAUACCUCUGCGUUCUACUGUUGAGGGACGUGAGAAUGACCUGAAUAAGUGGCCAUCUUUAACGUACACUAGCACAAUUAGCUAUUUUAUUGGCUCUGUUCUUACAGACUGGAGAACAAUGGUGGUCAGUAGACUGACAGUUUGGAGAAACAGACAUGAGGACUAAAAUGUAUUUCAGUAAUUUCUAAAAAGUCUGGUAUGCAGCUGGUUUUGAUACCCAUGCUCUCUUCAAAGCCACCAGACUGUUUUACCUCACAGAACAUAGGAUAUGCUGCUCUACCACUGCUGUAGUAACUAAGUUAAUUUUCUUAGUUCCAAAACCUUUUAAAAUAACAAAGUCACAUUCACAAAAACAAACUAACUGAUCGAGGCAGCUGUAGACCAGCAACUCCUGUGUUCUGCAAUGUAAAUUUACUGUUUCGGUCAAAGGAGUCUGGUGGCUUUUGCUUUUUGUGUGUAGAUGGAUAUUACAGCUUCAGAUUCCACAUUUUAAGGUGGGUCUUUUUCAAGGUGGCUUAAAUACUUUUUGGUCCUGCCUGCGGUUGCAACCAAUUGGCUUAAUGAGACUACAGAUGUUGCUGGGGGACAUUAAACGAACGUGAUGUUGAAGUCAUACAACUGUGGUGUGGUUUUACUUCUGGUGAUUGCAUUAUAGCUUCAAAACUCAUAAAAGUCUUGUUCUUUGGUAAAGAUUAUCUCACUGAACAAAACUUUUGUCUGCGGCGGAACUAAUUUUCUGCAGUAAUCCAAAAUCCAAUAGAAAAAUCCCAUUGGCCUUAUGUCGAGGGAACCAAAUAGAUGCACUCCAUCAUAAGACCAUGGAGGAAAUGCUUUUAACUGACUGAAAUGGCCUUAAGAAAUGAUCAUCGGGUCAUAUUUAUGGGACCUCACAUAACUGACUUUUGCAUGCUGAAUUCCACCUGGAUUACUUAUGGAGUCCUUUUGCACUUUUCCUCUCGUGGGACCCUGCAUAUUCCAAUUUUUCACUCUGCCUGGAAUGCAGCAUUAAUACUUUGCAUUUACAUCCAGAGAAAAGAAUGUUGCUGCAAGCCAAAAGAGUGUCCAUCCUCCCUACACGCCUGUCAUAACUGAGAAAAUACCACAUAUGUACAUGUCCGUCCAGACGUCCCAGACAGUAGGGAGGGAGAGGAGCCCGCUCAUACUGUAGCCCUCCUCAUUUCCCUCAGUUACCCCCACCACCAGCACCACCAGCACCAGCACCACCCACCCUGCAGAGGCCCUCUGGCUAGUCAAGUGCAGGAAUGUGUGCACCAUGCCAAUGCUGUCAUGAACCUUCCCCUGCGGCCUGCUUUGUCCUCAUCAUUAGAAAGCGGAUGGAAUGUUAAUAUCAACCAUGUGGGGCGUUCAACCUCACAAACACUGCAAGGCUGGAGGGGGGGGGGGGUAUAUUUUACUGC
Centropristis striata (black sea bass) is the source of this 4757-nucleotide messenger RNA. RefSeq names its product centrosomal protein 63 (gene cep63). The transcript has 13 exons. The record is from RefSeq and is a predicted model, not a curated record. Gene Ontology annotation, biological process: de novo centriole assembly involved in multi-ciliated epithelial cell differentiation; centriole replication. Gene Ontology annotation, cellular component: centriole. The coding region runs from base 337 to 2124 and encodes 595 amino acids. Lineage: Eukaryota; Metazoa; Chordata; Actinopteri; Perciformes; Serranidae.